AUGAAGUCCCACCGACCAUGGUUCCUCGGCUUGAUGACACUCAUCCAAGUCGGGGCUCUCAUCGGCACCCUCAUCCUCAACUGGAAAUCAACCGGCACGCCUAUUCAGACUAAUCCGAUGAAUUACAUGAUUGGCCCGGCCUCGGGAUCGCUUAUCACCAUGGGCGCCCGCUUCGUACCGUGCAUGCGACUCGGCACAGGAUUGGAAAACUACGCGAGCAUAGAGUGUCCAACGGGGAUAAAAGGGUCGGGGUCGGAUCCGGCCGUAUGUACGCUGGCGGAUAUAUGUGGGAUGGGCGGCGUGGAUAGGGCGAAACCAAAUCAGUGGUACCGGUUCUUUACGGCAAUUGGGCUGCAUGGAGGGGUGGUCCACUUGAUGUUCAAUAUGAGUUUCCAGCUGAGGACGGGGUUGCAGAUGGAGAAGGAUUUUGGGUGGUGGCGGGUGGCCGCAAUUUAUAUGACUUCUGGGGUUGCUGGGUUUGUGUUUGGAGCUAAUUUCAAUCCAUUAACGCCAAGUGUAGGCUGUUCCGGCUCCCUCUACGGCCUCCUCGCCUGCCUCCUCCUCGACCUCUUCCAAAACUGGCGGCUAAUCUCCAAACCCUGGCUCGAGCUCCUCAAAAUGCUCAUCCAAAUCUGCAUCUCGCUCAUGAUCGGCAUGCUCCCCUACAUCGACAAUUUCGCCCACAUAGGCGGGUUCGCGACGGGCAUCCUCGCCGGUCUCGUGUUCAUGCCCACCAUCCAUUUCGGGAAAUGGGAUCGAAUGCGGAAACGGAUUUUGAUGGGCGUUGCGUUUCCGGGCUUGGUGCUGGUGUUGUUCUUUAUGGUGAGGGGGUUCUAUGAUGCGACUGCGACGUGCACGUGGUGCAAGUACUUGAACUGCAUACCUGGGAUGCCGUGGUGUGAUCAGAAGUGGUCUGUGGCUACUGUUACGUCGAGUAGCAACACAUGA
Molecule: messenger RNA, 948 nt
Organism: Fimicolochytrium jonesii
Lineage: Eukaryota; Fungi; Chytridiomycota; Chytridiomycetes; Spizellomycetales; Powellomycetaceae
Product: rhomboid family-domain-containing protein
Exons: 2
Coding region: 1-948 (315 amino acids)
Biological process (GO): regulation of protein secretion; regulation of epidermal growth factor receptor signaling pathway
Cellular component (GO): endoplasmic reticulum membrane
Molecular function (GO): serine-type endopeptidase activity
Source: RefSeq, a predicted model, not a curated record